GUACUGCCGGUGGGUCAGGGUUCGGCCUCAACAUGGCGGUUCCGGUCGAGCAGUGACCAAGGUUUUACCGUCUGGAGGAUUAACUGGCGAUUGUCGGCGUCUCCACCCAUCACGGUGGAAUGCGAGGACGCCGGGGCGAGCCCUGAGGAGCGGCGGUGCAGGGGAGGGGUCCGUGGUGUGUGCCUGGGAGCUGAGGCAGCGGCGUCUGUUCCUUCUGUUGGUCUCAAGGCUUCAGUGUGGGGCCCCGCCCGGCCGGGCUAGGCCGGCGGGCGGCGGCAGUAGCUGCUGCAGCCGCAAGAUCAGUCUCUGAGAGUGGGCCGGAGGGCGGGCGCCGCCGCUGCUUGUGCCGCGGCGAUGGCCCAGUGUGUACAAUCAGUGCAGGAGCUAAUCCCGGACUCCUUCGUCCCCUGUGUCGCCGCGCUGUGCAGCGACGAAGCCGAGCGGCUCACUCGCCUCAAUCACCUUAGCUUCGCGGAGUUGCUUAAGCCCUUCUCUCGCCUCACUUCGGAGGUUCAUAUGAGAGAUCCUAAUAAUCAACUUCACAUAAUCAAAAAUCUGAAGAUAGCAGUAAGCAACAUUAUCACCCAACCACCUCAACCCGGAGCCAUUCGGAAGCUUUUGAAUGAUGUUGUUUCUGGCAGUCAGCCUGCGGAAGGAUUAGUAGCUAAUGUGAUUACAGCAGGAGAUUAUGACCUCAACAUCAGUGCUACCACUCCAUGGUUUGAGUCUUACAGAGAGACCUUUCUUCAGUCGAUGCCAGCAUCAGAUCAUGAAUUUCUGAACCACUAUUUAGCAUGUAUGUUGGUAGCAUCAUCUAGUGAAGCUGAACCUGUGGAACAGUUUUCAAAGUUAUCACAAGAACAGCAUCGAAUUCAGCACAACAGUGACUAUUCCUACCCCAAGUGGUUUAUACCAAAUACACUUAAAUAUUAUGUACUUUUACAUGAUGUAAGUGCAGGAGAUGAACAGAGAGCUGAAUCAAUUUAUGAAGAAAUGAAACAGAAAUAUGGAACUCAGGGUUGCUAUUUACUUAAAAUUAAUUCUCGAACAUCUAAUCGAGCAUCAGAUGAACAGAUACCAGAUCCUUGGAGUCAGUAUCUUCAGAAAAAUAGUAUUCAAAACCAGGAAUCAUAUGAAGAUGGCCCUUGUACUAUAACUUCAAAUAAGAAUUCUGAUAGUAACUUGCUUUCAUUGGAUGGAUUAGAUAACGAAGUCAAAGUAGAUGGCUUACCAAAUAACUUUAGAGCUCACCCACUUCAGUUGGACUCAUCCAGUGACGCUUCUAACAGCAUUGAUGGCCCAGAUCAUGUAAAAUCUGCUUCAUCAUUACAUGAAACAAAGAAAGCAAAUACUGGAAUUAUUCAUGGUGCAUGUUUAACCCUUACUGAUCAUGAUAGAAUUCGACAGUUUAUACAAGAGUUCACUUUUCGGGGCCUUUUGCCACAUAUAGAGAAAACAAUUCGGCAAUUAAAUGAUCAGCUAAUAUCAAGAAAAGGUUUAAGUCGAUCUCUAUUUUCUGCAACUAAAAAAUGGUUUAGUGGCAGUAAAGUUCCAGAAAAAAGCAUUAAUGAGCUGAAAAAUACAUCUGGAUUGCUGUAUCCGCCGGAAGCACCAGAGCUUCAAAUCCGAAAAAUGGCUGACUUAUGCUUUUUGGUGCAGCAUUAUGAUUUGGCUUAUAGUUGCUAUCAUACUGCAAAGAAAGAUUUUCUUAAUGAUCAAGCAAUGCUUUAUGCAGCUGGUGCAUUGGAAAUGGCAGCAGUGUCAGCUUUCCUUCAGCCAGGAGCGCCUAGGCCAUACCCUGCGCAUUACAUGGAUACAGCAAUCCAGACAUACAGGGAUAUCUGCAAGAAUAUGGUAUUGGCUGAAAGAUGUGUAUUGCUUAGUGCUGAAAUCUUAAAAAGCCAAAGCAAAUAUUCAGAGGCCGCAGCUCUCCUAAUACGGUUGACCAGUGAGCAGAACACAUGGAAGGGCAUGGAUUCUGAUCUUCGAAGUGCACUUCUUUUGGAACAGGCGGCACAUUGCUUUAUAAACAUGAAGAGCCCCAUGGUUAGAAAAUACGCAUUUCAUAUGAUACUGGCAGGACAUCGGUUUAGUAAAGCAGGGCAAAAAAAGCAUGCUUUACGCUGUUAUUGUCAAGCCAUGCAGGUUUACAAAGGAAAAGGCUGGUCUCUGGCAGAGGAUCACAUUAACUUCACUAUUGGGCGCCAGUCCUAUACCCUUAGGCAACUGGACAAUGCUGUGUCUGCUUUUAGGCAUAUUUUAAUCAAUGAAAGUAAACAAUCUGCUGCUCAACAAGGGGCCUUCCUCAGAGAGUAUCUUUAUGUUUACAAGAAUGUAAGUCAGCUGUCACCAGAUGGCCCUUUACCGCAGCUACCUUUACCGUAUAUUAACAGUUCAGCCACACGGGUUUUCUUUGGCCACGACAGACGACCAGCAGAUGGUGAAAAGCAAGCAGCUACUCAUGUAAGUCUCGAUCAGGAAUAUGACUCUGAAUCCUCUCAGCAGUGGCGAGAACUUGAGGAACAAGUUGUAGCUGUGGUUAACAGAGGAGUAGUUCCAUCCAAUUUCUACCCCACACAAUAUUGUUUGAAUAGUUAUUCAGAUAACUCAAGAUUUCCACUGGCAGUUGUAGAAGAACCAAUAACAGUGGAAGUGGCUUUUAGAAAUCCUUUGAAGGUUCCACUUUUGUUGACUGAUUUGUCAUUGCUAUGGAAGUUUCAACCUAAAGAUAUUAGUGGAAAGGAUAAUGAAGAAGUUAAAGAACUAGUAACAGGUGAACCUAAAAUGAUUGGAACUGAACAUAUUUCAGAAUUCUUAAUUAACAGUGAAGAAUCUAAAGUGGCAAGACUAAAGCUCUUUCCCCAUCACAUAGGGGAGCUGCAUAUUCUCGGAGUUGUUUAUAAUCUUGGCACUAUUCAGGGCUGCAUGACAGUAGAUGGCAUUGGUUCUCUUCCUGGAUGUCACACAGGAAAACAUUCCUUGAGUAUGUCAGUCAGAGGGAGACAGGAUUUAGAAAUUCAAGGUCCUCGACUUAACAAUACAAAAGAAGAGAAAACAUCUAUCAAAUAUGGUCCUGAUCGACGUUUAGAUCCCAUUAUCACGGAGGAAAUGCCACUGUUGGAGGUAUUCUUUAUACAUUUCCCUACAGGGCUCCUCUGUGGAGAAAUCCGAAAAGCAUAUGUAGAGUUUGUCAAUGUCAGCAAAAGUCCUCUUACUGGAUUGAAGGUUGUUUCUAAACGUCCAGAGUUCUUUACUUUUGGUGGUAACACAGCUGUUCUAACACCACUGAGUCCUUCAGCUUCUGAGAACUGUAGUGCUUACAAGACUGUUGCGACAGACUCUACCGCUGUGUGUACGGCACUCAUAUCAUCGGCUUCCUCUGUAGACUUUGGCAUUGGCAUAGGGAGUCAGCCAGAGGUGAUUCCUGUUCCCCUUCCUGACACUGUUCUUCUACCUGGAGCUUCAGUCCAGCUACCAAUGUGGUUACGUGGGCCAGAUGAAGAAGGUGUCCAUGAAAUUAACUUUUUGUUUUACUAUGAAAGUGUUAAAAAGCAGCCUAAGAUCCGUCACAGAAUAUUAAGACACACUGCAGUCAUUUGUACCAGCCGAUCUUUGAAUGUACGGGCCACUGUCUGCAGAAGUAAUUCUCUUGAAGAUGAGGAGGGCAGAGGGGGCAAUAUGUUAGUCUUUGUGGAUGUGGAAAAUACCAAUACUAGUGAAGCAGGUGUUAAGGAAUUCCAUAUAGUACAAGUAUCGAGUAGUAGCAAACACUGGAAAUUCCAGAAAUCUGUAAAUCUCUCUGAAAACAAAGAUGCCAAACUUGCCAGCAGGGAGAAGGGAAAAUUUUGCUUCAAGGCAAUACGAUGUAAGGAAAAAGAAGUUGCCACACAGUCCUCAGAAAAAUACACCUUUGCAGAUAUCAUCUUUGGAAAUGAACAGAUAAUAAGUUCAGCAAGUCCAUGUGCAGACUUCUUUUAUCGAAGCUUAUCUUCUGAAUUAAAGAAACCACAAGCCCAGCCGUCCGUGCAUACUGAAAAACAGUCAUUAGAGGAUGCUGUGAGAUUGAUUCAGAAGUGCAGUGAGGUGGAUUUGAAUAUUGUCGUAUUAUGGAAGGCUUAUGUAGUGGAAGAUAGUAAGCAGCUAAUUUUGGAAGGUCAGCAUCAUGUUAUUCUUCGCACUAUAGGAAAAGAAGCCUUUUCAUGUCCUCAGAAACAGGAACCACCAGAAAUGGAACUAUUAAAAUUUUUCAGGCCAGAAAACACUACAGUUCCUUUAAGACCGUCAGUAGAGCAGCUUUCUAAUCUCAUUAAAACGAGUCUUCACUAUCCAGAAUCAUUUAAUCAUCCAUUUCAUCAAAAAAGCCUUUGUUUAGUACCAGUCACCCUUUUACUUUCCAAUUGUUCUAAGGCUGAUGUUGAUGUAAUAGUUGAUCUUCGGCAUAAAACAACAAGUCCAGAAGCAUUGGAAAUCCAUGGAUCAUUUACAUGGCUUGGACAAACACAAUAUAAACUUCAGCUUAAAAGCCAGGAGAUUCACAGUUUGCAGCUGAAGGCAUGCUUUGUCCAUACAGGUGUUUAUAACCUUGGAACACCUAGGGUAUUUGCCAAGUUAUCGGACCAAGUUACAGUGUUUGAAACGAGUCAGCAGAACUCCAUGCCUGCCCUGAUCAUCAUCAAUAAUGUGUGAUGACUUGCAAAUUUGUACUGAAAUCCACAAGAAUCAGUUUUAUUUUACUGAAUGGGUUUUAACAGCAGUAUUUGUUAUACCUAACUUGUUUAUGGAGGUUGGUGUCGGGUCACUGCAAAAUACUUUCGACUUGUCAAUCUGUUGAUGAUGCAAAGCACGUUGGACUGAGAAUACUCAUAUUCUUUUUUUGUAUUUCUUUAAACCCUGGUAAUAAUUUACAUGCUCAUAAUACGGAAUUUCAACAUAGCCACGCACCUUAUUAAGCCCUGUCUUAAAAACCAGUGUCUAAGUCUGCUGUUACAACAUAUUGAUGGUAUAUGAAUAUUACCAGAUGAUUUUGAGGAAGGAAAGGCCUUGUUGGUGAUACUCCUGUUAAGCCAUUAGUCUAUAAAUUCCAGCUUUACUGUGAAGUUCUAUAGAGUGUUAAAUACGGAUUUUCCUGUGUUGCUUCACACAAUUCUCUAAAAUACAUUUUGAACUUUGGUUAUAGAGUCUUCAUACUUCAGUAUCUGGUGGUUCCUAUGGCUUAUACAUAACUUUGUAAAAAGAAAAAAAUUUUUUCUGAUGCUUUGAAUAUAGUUUUGAAAGGAGUUUGACUUUUUUUUCCUCAUUCAUCUCAGUAUAGGGUGCACUAUUUCACAAUAUGAGAUUUUUUGUCAUUUAAAUUAUCAUAUUCUUUAUUAUGUAACUUUAACAUUUGAGUUGAUCUGUUUAAAAUAUGAAUCUCAAGUUAAUUAAAAAUAAGCUUUUCAAAAAUGUAUUAUAUUUAUAACAAAUGUAAAUAGAAUAAAGACAUGCUAUUCACUGUA
Messenger RNA from Acinonyx jubatus (cheetah), 5495 nucleotides. RefSeq names its product trafficking protein particle complex subunit 8 (gene TRAPPC8). The transcript has 30 exons. Lineage: Eukaryota; Metazoa; Chordata; Mammalia; Carnivora; Felidae. The coding region runs from base 355 to 4686 and encodes 1443 amino acids. Gene Ontology annotation, cellular component: TRAPPIII protein complex; phagophore assembly site; cytoplasmic vesicle. Gene Ontology annotation, biological process: protein localization to phagophore assembly site; endoplasmic reticulum to Golgi vesicle-mediated transport. The record is from RefSeq and is a predicted model, not a curated record. Gene Ontology annotation, molecular function: protein binding.